GGAAGUGCCCUGCUGCUAUGAGGGCUGGGGGCGCUGCCCGUCUCCGGGGCGGGGGACAGUCUCCGGGGCCGUUGUUUCAGCGCGCACCGCCUACAGAUGCGCCGGCCGUAACCGGCUCCGGCCAUGGCUCGGAGGCUGGGCGGAUUCUGUCCACCAUGGCCAGGCGUCCCCGGAGCAGCAGAGCCUGGCAUUUUGUCCUGAGUGCAGCGCGCCGAGAUGUGGAUGCCCGGGCUAUGGCUCUGGCAGGGACGGCUAACUGGGGCUACGACUCUGAUGGGCAGCACAGUGACUCCGACUCGGACCCUGAGUACUCGUCCCUGCCGUCGUCCAUCCCCAGCGCGGUGCCUGUCACCGGGGAGUCCUUCUGCGACUGUGACAGUCAGAGCGAGGCCUCUUUCUGCAGCAGCCUGUACACAGCACACCGGGGCAAGGACUGCCGCUGCGGGGAGGAAGACGAGUAUUUCGACUGGGUCUGGGACGACCUGAAUAAGUCCUCAGCCACCCUGCUGAGCUGCGACAACCGCAAGGUCAACUUCCACAUGGAGUACAGCUGCGGCACAGCAGCCAUCCGGGGCACCAAGGAGCUGGGGGAGGGCCAGCACUUCUGGGAGAUCAAGAUGACCUCCCCCGUCUACGGCACUGACAUGAUGGUGGGCAUCGGGACGUCAGACGUGGACCUGGACAAGUACCACCACACGUUCUGCAGCCUGCUCGGCAGGGACGAGGACAGCUGGGGCCUCUCCUACACGGGGCUCCUCCACCACAAGGGCGACAAGACAAGCUUCUCCUCGCGGUUUGGCCAGGGCUCCAUCAUCGGCGUGCACCUGGACACCUGGCACGGGACGCUGACCUUCUUUAAGAACAGGAAGUGCAUAGGUGAGGGCAGCUGGGGCCCGGACGGAGACACGUGCCAGCUGCUGAGGCCCCACAGGCGGCGGAGACCAGGGCCCAGGUGUGGCAGCCACCAAGCUGCAGAACAAGAAGUUCUACCCGAUGGUAUGCUCGACAGCGGCCAAGAGCAGCAUGAAGGUGAUCCGCUCGUGCGCCAGCAUCACCUCCCUGCAGUACCUGUGCUGCUACCGCCUGCGCCAGCUGCGGCCCGACUCCGGCGACACGCUCGAGGGCCUGCCCCUGCCGCCCGGCCUCAAGCAGGUGCUGCAACACAAGCUGGGGUGGGUCCUGAGCAUGAGCUGUGGCCGCCACAAGCCCCCUGCGCCGGCGCCCAAGACCGUGCCCAGCGCCAGCAGCCCCGAGACCCUGCGCUGCCAAAGGAAGCGCUGCCGACGGACCUAACUCAUCUCCCAGUGAACGCUGCCCUCUGGGGUGGGGGCAGAGUCUUCUCGGGCCCUCCCUGUGGGCUACGCUCCAAGGCAACAGGAGAGGGAGGAGGGGGCUAUCGCCACUGUUCCCUUGCUGCCUGAGACUGGGACAGGCCCAGGACCUGGAGACCAGGACUGUGCAAGUCCAUCUGCUUCCUGUGACGGGUGGAGGCUCUCCUGGGAGCAGCCGCUCCAGCUCUCGUGGACUUAGCCUGCGGGCCUGGGGGCUGGGCCCAGAGGCUGUGGGCUGCUACCCAAGGAGGAGGAGGCCUCGCUAGAGGUCAGCUCUUCCAUUGUUGCCAGCCUUGGGUCUUUCUUAACUUGCUUUGCAUGUUGUCAGCUGCUGUUCACCAGAAUAAACUUGGUUUGUCUGACCCGUAUGCAGCGGGAGAAUUAGA
Messenger RNA from Diceros bicornis minor, 1717 nucleotides. It is a transcript of the gene SPSB3, whose product is annotated as splA/ryanodine receptor domain and SOCS box containing 3. Gene Ontology annotation, cellular component: SCF ubiquitin ligase complex. NCBI's taxonomy places the organism in Eukaryota, Metazoa, Chordata, Mammalia, Perissodactyla, Rhinocerotidae. Gene Ontology annotation, biological process: proteasome-mediated ubiquitin-dependent protein catabolic process. Bases 18 to 1421 code for a protein of 467 amino acids. The record is from RefSeq and is a predicted model, not a curated record. The transcript has 7 exons. Gene Ontology annotation, molecular function: protein binding.